AUGACAAACCUUCAGCCGCCCAAGACAGUCAAGGAUAUUAGAAGCUUCCUAGGACAUGCUGGAUUCUACAGGAGGUUUAUUAAAGACUUCUCACAGAUAGCAAGACCAUUAACACGCCUAUUAUGUAAGGACAUCAACUUUGAGUUCACACAGGAAUGUCACAAAGCUUUCACUAAGAUCAAGGAUGCAUUGGUCAGUGCGCCAGUGGUUCAACCCCCAAACUGGGAACUACCCUUUGAGAUAAUGUGUGAUGCAAGUGAUUAUGCAGUAGGAGCAGUGCUUGGGCAAAGAAAGGACAAGAAGCUACAUGUGAUCUAUUAUGCCAGCAGAACGCUUGAUGAGGCACAAUGCAAGUAUCUUUUAUCCAAGAAAGAUGCCAAGCCAAGAUUGCUGAGAUGGAUACUACUAUUGCAAGAAUUCGAUCUUGAGAUCAAGGAUAGAAGAGGAGCAAAUAAUGGAGUAGCUGAUCACAUUUCAAGAUGA
This is a messenger RNA of Microthlaspi erraticum, 483 nucleotides long. The record is from the annotation of a GenBank genome assembly. NCBI's taxonomy places the organism in Eukaryota, Viridiplantae, Streptophyta, Magnoliopsida, Brassicales, Brassicaceae.